Chara braunii is the source of this 803-nucleotide messenger RNA. NCBI's taxonomy places the organism in Eukaryota, Viridiplantae, Streptophyta, Charophyceae, Charales, Characeae. The record is from the annotation of a GenBank genome assembly.
CAUCCUCCGCAAGGCGGGGGAGGUGGCAUGGGGCAGCCAUCUCGAUCUCGUCUCCAGUGUCCCCACGGCUGCGGGCAGCCGUCUUCACUGCUAUUAUUCGCUGGCUGUCGGCAGUUCUCUCCUGUGCAGUUCUGUGGUGCCCGGUGGCGGUUGCACCCUCCGCAAGGCGGCGGCGGUGGCAUGGGGCGGCCAUCUCGAUCUCCGCUCCAUGGCUCCGGUGGGCAGCCAUCUCCAGCGCAGUUCUUCGGUGGCUGUGGGCAGUUCUCUCCUGUGCAGUUGCUCGGAGGCUGGUGGCGGUUACGUCCUCCGCAAGGCGGAGGCGGAGGCGGUGGCAUGGGGCAGCCAUCUCGAUCUGCGCUCCAGCGGCUCCAUGGCUCAGGCGGGCAGCCAACUCCAGUGCAAUUCUUCGGUGGCUGUGGGCAGUUCUCUCCUCUGCAGUUGCUCGGUGUCUGGUGGUGGUUGUGUCCUCCGCAAGGCAGCGGCGGUGGCAUGGAGCCGUUAGCUCCACCGCCUGUGCGCGGCUCUGGCGGCUUGGGGCAAUCGUCUCCGGUGCAAUUUCUCGGUGGCUUGCGGCAGCUGUCUCCUGUGCAGUUCCUCCGUUGCCUGGGACAAUUAUCACCAGUGCAAUUCCUCCAUGGCUUGGUGCAGUUUCCCCGUGUGCACGACUCCGGCGGCUUGGAGCAGUCUGCAUCGUCGCCGCCAUAGCCGUUAUGACUGCAGUCCUUGAGCUGCCUCGUUGCCGGCGAUGGACGUCCAUACACACCGGCCAACAGGGCCAGCAGGACAAGGCAAACUAGACCGAC